AUGUCUGCCCAACAUCAGACUUCCGCAACUACUGAAGCCGCUUCUCUCCCUCACCUUCCAGGGCUUCCAUUCCCUCACAUCCCCCAAAUUGCGCUGAUCAACUGCGACGACACCAAGCAAGAGUUCAUCGACAAGUUCGGGACUGUCCCCCAAAUUUUCUACGACUUGCUUAGGCACUACCUUGGAUCGUUCUUUCCUCUUCCGGGAAAGAAUUUCGGCGACGGCGUCGCAAGUCAAAGCGGCCUCAGUGAAGAAGACGAGGAGAUCAUCAAGAAGCGGGGGAUCCCUCUGGAUCCGCUCAAGUGGUUUGGCUUUCACCGAUUCGACGCGCAGAAGGGACAGCUUCCCAAACUCAACGGUAGCGUCAAGUACGACUGUAUUAUCCUCAGCGGGUCAUCAUCGAGCGUGAACGAUGAAGACAAGUGGAUCUACAGACUUUCGGACCUCAUCUACGAGGUUGCAAUCGGCCACCCAAACAUCAGGCUUGUCGGCGUGUGCUUCGGCCACCAGCUCCUUUGCAAGGUCCUCUAUGCGCCCUCGGUCCACGUCGGGCCAGGUGUCUGGGAAGUAGGCCCUUAUGCAGUCCAGUUAAAUGGCACAGGCACGUCCCUUUUUGGAGGCCUGGGGACUCUUAACCUCGAGAUGUUCCACGCUGAAGCCGUCUUCACAAAAAGCUUCGAGAUCCACUUCCAGCACCUGAGAGAGAAAAUCACCGCGCACUUCAGAUCGAGCAGCGACACGCCGAGCCAAGGCGCCGCGUCCAUACUGAAGCCAGUAAACCCGUUCAAGCCCACGAUCUGGGGAUCGACCGAGGGCACAGCGUGCCAGGGGACGGUCAUUUUCUAUCCCAAAGACCACGGGCUUAACUACGUAGGGCAAACGUUGGGACGCAGAAGCGACGCUCGUGUCCGCGUCCUGACCAUGCAAGGACACCCCGAGCUCACACAGGAUAUGGCAAAGCUGCUGCUCGACCUGUUUUCCAAGCCUGGCGAGGGCAAGGAGGCGAUCCCACCCGAGGUUGCCGAGGAGGCCCGGUUACGUAUUGCGAGCUGGAAGGGGACGCUAGACUGGGUGAGGGUGACUAGGGCGAUAUGGGCAGUAGCGAGCGGGACGAGCUUCAACGACAUGAGGCUGCUGCUUCUGCAUAGGCCUGGUCAGAAAUAGUGCAGUUACGCAAUGUCUGAUGGCAUGUUAGCUCGUAGUUGAGAGGUAUUCAAUUGUAGGAUUAACGUUGAC
Coniophora puteana RWD-64-598 SS2 is the source of this 1236-nucleotide messenger RNA. RefSeq lists its product as uncharacterized. The coding region runs from base 1 to 1164 and encodes 387 amino acids. The record is from RefSeq and is a predicted model, not a curated record. The transcript has 4 exons. NCBI's taxonomy places the organism in Eukaryota, Fungi, Basidiomycota, Agaricomycetes, Boletales, Coniophoraceae. Gene Ontology annotation, cellular component: cytosol; nucleus.